Molecule: messenger RNA, 3981 nt
Organism: Helicoverpa armigera (cotton bollworm)
Lineage: Eukaryota; Metazoa; Arthropoda; Insecta; Lepidoptera; Noctuidae
Product: non-lysosomal glucosylceramidase
Exons: 16
Coding region: 305-3187 (960 amino acids)
Biological process (GO): glucosylceramide catabolic process; carbohydrate metabolic process
Cellular component (GO): membrane
Molecular function (GO): glucosylceramidase activity; beta-glucosidase activity
Source: RefSeq, a predicted model, not a curated record
UUGUCAAUGUCAGUGUCAUGUCAUUCAUUCAUGUCAUAUUCAUUUCCAUUUUCACAUUAUUCUGUUCUGUGAUUUGUGAUGGCAGAGAUGCAUUCUCACGUCACUAUUUUCGAUUUUCAAGUUUCAUUAUUUUGUUAAUUUACCAUUCCGAAUUCAUUUCAUAAAUUGAUUUGCGACCGAAAAAUCUUGAGAACGAACAGUUGAUUGAUAAUGUGAUAAUAAGAUUGGAUCAAGAAACAGUGUGAGGAAGUUUGUCCUAAAGACUCUUCCGGUUUUCGAAAAACAUCUUGUAUUGUUCAGGACCAUGGAAAUGGAGACGGUCGGAGACGUCGGGCUAGGGCUCCACGAGCCACCUAAAUACGGCCUAAAAUUAAUGUUAGACCAUGAAUUCCCCUUGCAAAGCAAACAGAUCAUCAUACCAAGAGCAAGUCAAGUUUUCGACAUGAUGCCACUAACAGCCAGGUAUCUAAAAUACUACAUUAGCAAAAGGUUGAAUAAAAAACGUCCUAUUAUGGAUUACAUUCACAUGAUUUCUGCCCAAAGGAUGUAUGGCUGUCCUAUUGGAGGUAUCGGUGGUGGGACUAUUGGAAGAGGUUUCAAGGGGGAGUUUUGUCGUUUCCAGCUACAUCCUGGCAUAUAUGAGUAUGUCACUGUGCCAGAAUGUCAGUUCAUUGUCAACAUAAGGAAUGCCAAUGGUCAAACUAUUUUCCAGUCAGUGUUGUCAACAUAUAACAAACCAAAGAAGGCGCCAUCAUCUUGGGAAUGGAACCUGAACGGCGCGGAUUGCGAGUACACAGCAUUAUACCCGCGCGCGUGGACUACUUACGAUCUCUCUAAAUAUGGUGUCAAGUUGGUGUGCCGACAGAUCUCUCCUGUCAUACCUCAUAAUUACAAGGAUAGCAGCCUUCCGUGUGCAGUAUUCGUAUUUACGGCUAUUAAUGUUAGCACUGAGAAGCGCGAUGUUAGUAUUAGUUUCACAUGGACUGAAGUACUAGGUGGCGCCCACAAGAAGAAAUCUAUUGCCAAACUGGAUUUGGAAAGGUAUUCGGAAGAGAACACUUGUGGCGUUACAUUAGAGCAGAAAAUAGCCGAUACUCCUUGCACAUUUACCAUAGCGAAAAAGAAGGAUGAAAACGAGACCAUUCACGAAGGGUAUUGUCUAUGGAAUGCCGCAAAAACUUCUGGUUACGUGUGGGAUUGUCUUAAAAAGCAUGGUACCUUGACACCGGAUCCAAGUUUGACGCCGCCGCCGCCUAAACUUCCAGAUAAGGACAAAACUAAAGAAGAGAAGGAGAAAGAGAAAAAGGAAAAGGAGAAGGAAAAACAAAAGAAGAUUUACAAAUGUGAUUCAGUAGCCCUUUCGAGCGUUAUAUCUUUAGAACCGGGAGGAACGGGAUCGACUGAGUUUUGUCUUGUCUGGGACAUGCCAGUUAUAAAAUAUAAGAAAGAUAAGAAAAUACAUAAGAGAUUUUAUACGAAGUACUUCGGUAGUGACGGUAUCGCUGGUGCCAGCAUAGCUGCGUACGCGCUUAGAAAUUAUAAAAAUUGGGAGAAACUACUCGCAGAGUGGCAGGAUCCAAUAUUGAAUAAUAGUAAUAUUCCAGACUGGUUAAAAAGUGCCUUAAUGAACGAGCUUUAUUUCGUGGCCGACGGAGGCACGAUAUGGUUUGACGUCCAUGAUGAAUUUCCUGAAACCGAUCCUAGACAUGACUUCGGUUUGUUCGGCUAUUUAGAAGGGCACGAAUAUAGAAUGUAUAAUACUUAUGAUGUACACUUUUACGCUUCUUUCGCGCUAGCUCAACUGUGGCCUAAUUUACAAGUCGUCUUACAAUAUAUGUUCCGGGAUACGAUCGAAUUAGAAACUGAAAAGUGUAGACAAUCUCUUUAUAAUGGGAAAUCGGUUAAGUUCAAAAUUAAAGAUUCGAUUCCACACGAUCUUGGUGAUCCAGACGAUGUACCAUUCUCCCAUAUAAACGCUUACAACAUCCACGACGUGAGCGACUGGAAGGACUUGAACCUCAAGUUCAUAUUGCAAGUGAUCCGAGACUACCGGCUGUUGCGAGGCCACAAUGCGCCGUUCGGCAACGAAAGGUACCGCUCCAUGGCGUAUAUAGACGACAUAAAGGAGGGGACGGAGGACGACUUGUACUCGCGGUCCACGGGGCAGUCGGAGGAGUGCGACACGAGUGCUGUGGAGUCGUCGAACGGGACGGAGGAGUCCACUCCGGUGCGGCAGGUGCCGCGGGCGGUGGGGGUGGGGGAAAUACUGGACCUGUUGUACAGGAGCGCGGAAGUGGAGGGCUCGGCGGAGAGCUCGCCGGACGCGCUGCAGCGCGAGCCCGCCGCCGCCGUCGCCGACGCGCGCCGCUACCUCGCCGACAUGUUCCCCGCCUGCCGCGCGCUGCUGCGACACGCGCGGCGCUGGGACCACGACGCCGACGGACUCAUCGAGAACGGCGGAUUCCCUGACCAGACGUACGAUGCCUGGGUCAUGUCUGGACCUAGUGCAUACUGCGGCGGUCUAUGGGUGGCGUCAGUAAGUGCAGUGUGCACGAUGGCCCGGCUACUCGGCUAUACGGAAGAAGAACGCGAGUUCUCCAAGUUGUUAGAACAAGCGAAACAGUCGUUUGAAGAGAAACUGUGGAACGGCUCCUAUUAUAAGUUCGAUGUACGUCCGUCCAAUAGCAAGGUGGUGAUGGCUGAUCAGCUGGCGGGACACUGGUUCCUCCGUGCCUCCGGGUGGACAGAAGAAGUGUUCCCUGAAGCGAACGUUCGCAAGGCCCUAACCACAGUAUAUGAGAACAAUGUGAAACAGUUCAAGGGAGGGAAGAUGGGUGCCGUCAACGGUUGGGUGACUGGCCCGCGCGGUCAUAUUGAUACUACCGCUUUGCAAAGUGAGGAAGUGUGGACCGGUGUUACGUAUGGACUUGCUGCGCUUAUGAUAUAUGAAGGCAUGCACGAAGAGGCUUUCACAACUGCGGGAGGUAUGUACAAGACGCUGACACAAAUGGGCCUCUCUUUCGAAACCCCAGAGGCGUUGUACGAGAACGGUAACCACCGAUCGGUGGGCUAUAUGCGUCCUCUAGCUGUGUGGAGUAUGUACCAGGCCAUAUUGGCCCGUCCACCGCCGCCGCAGCCGGUCGCCAACGGACAAGCUCACCAUACCAAAGAAAAAUCGCACUUAUAGUUACUCCAAAAGAGACUACAAUUCGUACGUAAGAUUUUUACAUUUUGGUACAUGAAAAUAUUGACAAUUCGUAAGCAACAAUAGAUCGGCUAGAAGUUACCGCCUAAGAUGUUAAAUUGUGUACUUACCUAAAUUCUAUGUGCUCUAUUUUUGUUCGAACAAUGAAAUUGUCGAAUUGUUGAAGCUUCGCAAUUAUUGUACAGCCUUAGAGGCACGGAGGCACGGUACGUUUAUUACGUUUAAAUUCAUAAUAAGACGAAAAAGUGAAAUAAACCAGUGAAGUAAGGUUUGUCAUUUUUUUUGCGAGUUUAGGCAAUACUGGUAUUUUUAAGCUUUUAUACUUACAUUUUGAAAUAACAAACUGUAGGUAGAUCUGCUGUAUUUCGUUUGUCUUUGUGAUAUUUUGCUUAUUUUUAAUUAACAAUUAUUAAUUUUGGAUACGCAUUCGUUGGCGCGCUUCAAAAGGACGAUACGUAAAACUGCUAUUGUGUCUACGAUUGCGUAUCUAUGUGAUUCUUUUAGUUCGCAUUUAUUUUUCUUACGUAUCGUUAUACCAAUGAAACUGAAAGAGUAUUAAGUUGUUGUUUGUAUGUUAUUAAUUAAUUAGCAAAAUUUUGUGCAUUUUAUUGUGUUUAUAUUAAUUUAACAUUAGACAAAUAUUGUCAUAUAACUAUAUUAUUUAUUCUUGGUUCUUUUAAUUUAUGUUAAUAUCUGUUAUUUUUUUUUGUAUUUGUCGUUCGGUGGCUUAAUUACUGUCCGCGAGAGGUAGGUGCCAAAUUAAAAUACUAACCACA